Osmia lignaria (orchard mason bee) is the source of this 1111-nucleotide messenger RNA. Its product is annotated as polyisoprenoid diphosphate/phosphate phosphohydrolase PLPP6. The record is from RefSeq and is a predicted model, not a curated record. NCBI's taxonomy places the organism in Eukaryota, Metazoa, Arthropoda, Insecta, Hymenoptera, Megachilidae. Gene Ontology annotation, molecular function: sphingosine-1-phosphate phosphatase activity.
UAUAUAUGUAAGUAUACUCAGUUGAUAAGGCGUAUAGUAGUACAAAAAUUAUUGCUGAUGUUCAUAACAGUAGAUGAUUAAGUGCGUAGUAUCGUAGUAUAUUUUAAUUACAAGAGUAAUCAUUUAACAAUUAUUCAACAUUCUACUAGUCUCGAUUUAUGAAAUAAGAUGGGGAAGCAUCACAAAAGAGAAAUUCCACCAAUGUUAAAAAAUAUAUUAGCCAUUGAUGUUCAAUUAACAGAGAAACUAGUAAAAUGCAUAGAAAAAUUGAUGCCUCUGAGACAACUAAAAAUACAUAACACUGCAUUAGAGAUAUCAUGUCAUGGUAUACCUUGGAUCGCAUCAAUCCUUGCAUUUAUUUGGAUUCUUGAUAAUAAAAAUUUGUACCAAAUGCAAGUGAAUUUAUUGUUUGGUUUACUACUGGAUAUUAUUGUUAUUGCCAUUUUAAAAGCAUUUUUUAGACGAAGAAGACCAGUACCUACUAAUGAUCCUUUUUCAGUGGGUCCUGACAAAUACUCAUUUCCUUCAGGUCAUGUUUCUCGUUCAGUGCUUAUCUUUUAUGUUUUUAAAUAUUUGUGGCCAGUAUCUGUUAUUUGUCUGCUACCAAUAGCAGCAUGGAUUUUCUCUUUAGCUAUGUCAAGACUUUUAAUGAGAAGGCAUCAUAUUCUUGAUAUCUGUGCUGGACUUAUAUUAGGUUAUGCUGAAGGAAUGCUCUUAAGUUUUUUGUAUUUAGAUGCUAAAACUUGUGCAUAUUUGGUAUCUUGGCUGAAUGAUGCAAAAGUAGAUGGUGCAGAAGAUGAUGCCUAGGAAUUGAUUAUUGUUUGACUAUAAUGUUUGUCUGUUGACUUUAAAAAAGAUAUUAUUCCUUAAUUCACUAUUUUACACAGUCAAUUUUAAUGAUUAUUUUUAACAAACUAACGCAUGCAAAGAAGUGAUAUUUUAAUAUACCUUGAUUUUAAUUAGCUAAGUGAAAUUCGGCAACUACCAAAAUAGAAAAGAGUUAACUAUAAGAUUAUUAUUGCUAAGACUGCCUGAAAAAUAAGGAAUGUUAUUUAAUGAUAGGAAUUUAUGUUUUAUUUUAAAUAAAUGUGUGGGGGAAAUUUAUAUUUAA